UGAGCUGUUACACCACACACCUGCACUGGCUGUGUUAACAUUUUAAAAUGCCUUUUUAAUAAGGCACACAUAUAAGAAACCGUCAGUGUACCAAGUGAAAAUGAAGAUACUGGCUGAAAAAAAAAAAAACAAAAAAAAAAAAACACAUUCUGCUUGACAUUAGUUAGUUCUAGUUUUGCGCUAGAAUUCUGAUUGAGAGUUUUGAAGUUAUGGAUGACUUUUUAAAUUUAUAAUAAUAAUAAUAAUAAUGUUAAUACUACCAAGGAAAAAAAAUACAAAAUGUUUAUAGUAAAAUUAGUUUGAACUUGUUUUUGGGGGAUAUGAGGAUUUGUUUUUAUUAUAUACUGUAUAUAUUAUAGCAGCAAAACAAAAUAACAUCUCAACAUUGUUAACCUUAACCUUGGGCUGUAAUGAGAAACAAUUACUGUAAAAAAUAAAUAAAAAUAAAUCCCCAUUAUAAAAAGUACCUGCAUGCUUUUACAACCAGCUUCUGUGUAAACUUUAUUAUGCAUGACCACAGUACAGUACUUCCCCCUCGCUAUGAAAUAUGAGGCUAUAAAACAAAACCAGGAAAUGCCAAAGUGUGUGAUCCAGAGAUCUAAUUGCAUGAAAAGGAAUUUAUGAUUUCACUUUCCCUACAGCCAUUAGGAGCAAAGCCUUCAGAAGAGUGAACUCUCCGGGCAGGUGUAGAUGCAUUGGGCUGCUAGGAGUCGUCUUUAUGUUAAGUGAACUAUUCUAAUCCUCUGCAGUCCCCCUGGAAGAAAGAACACAGAGCUGUGACCUUUGGAAUCACUGCACCUUCUCUAUCCCUGUAUCAAACCUCAAGUGAAAGCAUACGACUGUGCUCGACACGCUGGUUCAGCAGAUUUACCUGUGGAAGCUGAAACACAUCACGCGCUGGACAAUCGAUAAUGAACUGCAGCAAUGCCCUCUGAACAGCUGUUUAAAGUGUUAGUCAUUGGAGGAUCUCAAGUGGGUAAAACCUCCUUUGUGAAACGCUGUGUUGGUGGGGUUUUCACAGAGUUCUACAAGGUGACAAUAGGAGUUGAUUUUGCAAUUAAAACUAUUGAAUGGUCCAAUGAAGAAAUAGUGAGGCUGCAAUUCUGGGAUAUUCAAGGACAGGAGGACUGUUUACCAAUUACAAGGGCCUUUUUCAGAGAUGCAGAUGCUUGUAUAAUGAUGUUUGAUGUAACCAGUGAGAAGUCCUUUACAUUCUGUGAAGCACUGAAACAAGCAAUAGACACAGAGGUGCCUGGAAAAGAUGGAAAUCCAAUACCUUGUGUUCUUCUAGCAAAUAAGUGCGACUUGGCACAGCGAACAGUACAGCCAGGGGCAAUUGCAGACUUCGGAAACGCUUUAAACUUUUUCACAUGGAUGGAAAUAUCUGUCAAGGAGAACAAGCGUGUUGAAGACUCUGUAAGGCAGAUUGUGGAGGCAGUGAUGACAAAAAGAAAUCUGUCUGCUGCAGUAGCAGUAGGGUCAGGAACUGUGGACAUUGUACCAGAGCACAACACCUCCGCCCGUGGUUACUGCUGCAAAAGUUAAGGGCCAACAAAGACAGCUAUGAGCAGUUCUGAGAUACCGCUGAUGCAAACCUCAAGGAGGAUUCACUAAGAGACUCAUCUUUCAUUUAGAGGAGCUCUACUUUCCAUGAGUCUUCUUUUCUUCAUUUAUAGUUUAAACUUUUAAAAGGAAUACAAUAUUGAUAGUUCCAUACGUGCUGUUGGAGAAUUUUACAAAACACUGUACGAAGUAUCACUCCUGUAGUUCUCUGAAAUCUGUCAAAGCCCUCCAAGCAUUUCUUUGAAAUGAGGGUUAUCUGAAUGGAUGUGAAUUACAGCCAGCAGGCAGUGUAAAAACUGAAUACAAAAUCAGAAUAAAAGCCGACGUGUUUAAACAGUUUAUUAUUUCAAGACGCAAUGAACAGCAGGUAUUUUUUUUUUGCAGACUUCUGAAUGGCAGAGUACAACAAAUGGGAAAAUGUUACUUCUGAUUAAGUGUCUGUUGACCUAAACUAUUCUUACACUUGAUUUGUUUCUUUACAAAAAAAAAAAAAAAAAAAAAAAAAACACACAA
Molecule: messenger RNA, 2076 nt
Organism: Acipenser ruthenus (sterlet)
Lineage: Eukaryota; Metazoa; Chordata; Actinopteri; Acipenseriformes; Acipenseridae
Product: ras-related protein Rab-7L1-like
Exons: 5
Coding region: 925-1545 (206 amino acids)
Molecular function (GO): GTP binding; GTPase activity
Source: RefSeq, a predicted model, not a curated record